GAGCGCGCGCGCGGAGCCUUCUGGGGGGAAAAAUAGCACCGCCGGCCUUGCUCGGGCGGUUUGAACUUGGCGGGCCUGAUGCGGGCGGCAGGACCGUGGCGGGCCGCCUCUCCCGCUCCGUGCACCCGCUACCUUGCCCGCUGCAAGCCGGGCUUCCGGCCCUCCUCGAGCUUUGUCGUCGACCUCGUAGUGGAUCCCCGGGAUCCAGGGCUGGAGGAUGUGACGUUGACCGAGUGCUUGUCGCCGCCGCAUCUGAGCUGCAGCAACUCCACCCUGUCCCUGUUGUCUCCCCUUGGCCACCAGAGCUUCCCGUUUGGCGCGGACGACAGUGAGGGGGAGGAUGAAGAGUCUCUGUACGAAGAUGCCCGUGAGUCAGAGGCCAAGGUGGAAAGCUUGGAAGGAAUAGAGUUACAGGGGCACUCCAGUUGUGAAGUUGAGUCCCAGGACAAACAAGAACAGAAGCCGGUGCUAUUACAGGACAGCAGUCUGACACCAUGGGAGAUGUGGUUUGUUGGCAAAGAGAAAGAAGAGCGUGGCCGGCUACAACAGAAGGUUUUGGAGGAAUUAAAUCAGCAAAUAGAAAAAAGAAAAGAAAUGGAAGAACGUGAAAAAAGGAAGAUAAUCGCUGAAGUAAAGCACAAGGAAUGGGUUCAAAAGAAAAAUGAGCAGGAAAGGAAAGAAAGAGAACAAAAAAUUAAUAAGGAAAUGGAAGAAAAAGCAGCAAAAAAACGGGAGAAAGAACAUUUGCAAGAAAAAGCAAAAGAAAAAUAUCAGGAGUGGUUGAAGAAAAAAAAAGCUGAAGAAUGUGAGAAGAAGAAAAAAGAGAAGGGAAUUCUUUGGUCUUAUCAUUUUAAGGAAAAAGAAAAGCAACGGCAAGCGGAAUUACAGGAGAAAAAGGAAAUCGCAGAAAAAAAGUUUAAAGAAUGGUUGGAAAAUGCAAAAAAUAAACCUCGUCCAGCUGCAAAAAGCUAUGGUUACUCCAGUGGAAAGCUCACAGGUUUUUACAGUGGAAAUUCCUACCCAGAGCCAACUUUUUAUAACCCAAUUCCAUGGAAGCCAAUUCAUAUGCCUCCUCCUAAGGAAACUAAGAGUGGACCAGGAAAAAAGAGUAAACGACCUGCAGCGAGUCAGCCACUCACAUCGCCAUCCCUGGCAGUUCAUAAUGCCAGGAGCAGCCUUUGCCUUGGAGCUCUGUGCCGCGUACAGAGAUAGUGUGUGCACAGAGCGUACCUAGCUACCUGCAACUUACAUUUAAAAUCUGAAUAUUUUUCUUAACAUGUCUUAAUCAGUAAGUCAACAUUUAAUGUGAUAAAUGACAGGUAUCAAAAUUUAAAUUUGUAUGUGGAAUCCUUAGAGUUAAAGAUAGUUUUUACAUUUUGGUUUUUAUAAAAGAUUAAGCUUGAUCUAAUGAUUGCAUUUUAGUUUUUAUUAAAACUCAUUGUAAUAUCAAUAAAUGAACAGUCUUUCUUGUGUUCUUUUGUACUGUUAUUUGCUGUGUUGUGUAUACAUAAGAAACAUAAGAUUAAUUUGUUUAAACAGGCAUUUCUAAACCUUACUUGAAUGGGUUAGAAACCAAAAGAAAUAAAUUCCAGUGUUUGCAA
This is a messenger RNA of Mastomys coucha (southern multimammate mouse), 1601 nucleotides long. It is a transcript of the gene Ccdc34, whose product is annotated as coiled-coil domain containing 34. The record is from RefSeq and is a predicted model, not a curated record. Lineage: Eukaryota; Metazoa; Chordata; Mammalia; Rodentia; Muridae. The transcript is spliced from 6 exons. Bases 79 to 1212 code for a protein of 377 amino acids.